Molecule: messenger RNA, 303 nt
Organism: Acanthoscelides obtectus
Lineage: Eukaryota; Metazoa; Arthropoda; Insecta; Coleoptera; Chrysomelidae
Source: the annotation of a GenBank genome assembly
AUGUCCAAUUUGAUUCUAGAAUAUGUACAAGAAGAUGAUGGGGGAUCAACAACUUCGAACAACCAAGCUGAUGAUGUUCCCAAAAUACCUUCUUCGCGUAGCUCAACUGAUGCAGGACAGUAUCACCCAACAGCCUACUCUUUUUUGAUGCCUUGGGAAAGUUCAACUUACAUCCUACAAAACUCUGUAACCAUUGAGGAAUUUCCAUCCAAUGAAAUCCUUACGAUCAAUAGUCCCGCUGUAGUUGAAUUGAACGGUGGAGAUACAUAUGAGAAAACUGUUCUACAAAAUACUGACAUCUGA